GCGCGGAGAGUCGCGCUUUUUCGAGAUCGCUGAUCGAUCGGUUCACACAUAGUUUUCUCCGAUCCAAUUAAUACUGCGUAGCGGCUCGGUCAUGUCUCUAAUCAACCUAAAAUCCAGCGAUAUGUACGACGAACCGAUAAAUCUGUGGAAGACCAAGCAGCGAGUUCACUAUCACCACGAUGUGGUCAAAGGAAAAAAUAAUCAAACAUCCUCCGAUGGCUGUGAUUAUAUAACCAUUAGUGUGCCAAAGAAGUCGGCUUCGUUCUCCAGAUCGCCCCCCAAUUCGUUGCCCCCCUCGGUUCCGGGAACUCCUCCACACUCUGUGGCAGCCACCUCGAAUCAGGUGAUCCGUUACGCCAGAACAUCGUGUGACCAUUGUGGCCAUCAUAGCAUUCCGGUCAUGUCGCCGCAUCCCAUCUCACCGCUGGCCAAGUCCCAGACCAAUCUGGAUCUCGUGGAGCAUGCCAGUCAGAGGCAGGCCCUCCUACCAAUGCCCACAAUAGGGAUACAUCGUGAUGACUCUGCCUGCACCCUGCAGGUGUCCCGGAGGCCAUCGCUGCUCCUUCAGGAGAUACUCACACAGCGACCGCCGCUUUUUGGAAAAAAAGAUGGCAAUGGAUUCCUGUCGCCCAGGAGUGCCAGAAAUGGAAACCUGCAAGGAACAGCCAGCGGCAGUACAGCCACAAUUAAUUUACAAAGCGGCACAACAAGUGCCAGGAAUGGAUCCACAGCCUUUUUUGAUAAUGGAGCCAAGAGCUAUCAGGCCAAGCAGCAAAAGGAAAAGAACCGGCGGACGGGCAAUGAUGCCAUAAGUUCUGCCUUGUCGGCCACUUACUGCAAGCUAUUGGUAUUGCUUGGUGUUUGUCUGCCCAUCACAGAGGUGAUAUCCGAUCAGAUACCAACCUAUGUGUACCAAGGAUUCUAUGUCUAUCUCUACGUAGGCAGCAUACUCUUUGUGAUAUUUCUGUACAUCAGUGCUUUUCGCAAUCGAUCGCUAUUCAAUGCGCUCAAAGACUUUCAUGAAAAGAACAGCAAUGUCCAUCUUAAGCACAAAGUCACACAUUUCGGCAGCUUUUACCUGAGAGUCGGAGCCAUUGCCUUCGCUAUUGGCACUAUGGUAUAUUCUGGCCUGGAGUUUGGCCAGUUCUUCGAGUUGAAUGGUCAUCCUGGCUGCCGUGAUGUCUUUGUGGCCAUUACACCCAUUUGCAGGAUGAUCCUGUGCAUCGCCCAGGUUCAGUUCAUCUUCCUGAACACGACCUACAUGGACAUGGCUCGCCACAAGGUGACCUCGAGAUUCGGACUCAUGCAUAUGGUGGCCACCAAUCUUUGCGAGUGGCUUUAUGUCCUUGUUGAGGAGACCAAACACGAGAUAUUCCACAUCGGUCAACACGAAGUGGAUCCUGCCCACGACCUGGUUAUCCACAACAACACCAUCAGUCGCCCGGACUGGACAGCGGUCAAUGAGUCCCUGCAUCAGCAUCAUCUUCACAACUCGCAUCUGACGGUUACGGAUCCGCUGAACAGGACAGUGCUGGCCAACGUGAGCACUAUUAUUGCGAACAUGACUGUGACACCUUCGCCCACGACGGCUCCCUUCAGUGGCUGUUCUCGAACUACCAUUAUGGGUGCUCUGGUCCAGCAGCUAUCACCCUUUCUGUUCCCCUGCACCAUUGAGUACUCCCUGAUCUGUGCUGUAAUUCUCUACGAAAUGUGGAAGACUGUCAAGUCUAUUCCGGAUAUCGACAAGACCAGGAAGAACUCUGUGAAACCUGUGACCCAGAAACCAGCUCACCACUUCUCCGUGGACUGCUCGCAAUCGCACAAGGGUCUUUUCUUUGGCAUUCUGAUCAUAGUGAUGACCAUUAUCUCCAUGAUCAUGUACUUUGUGCUGUACACGCAGCCAGGAUACGAACUGGUGGCCACUCAGGAGGUUACUCUGUGGGAGACCUUCAUGUACUUCAUGUGCGCUGCGGCUGUGAUAACGGGCAUGAUCCUGAUGCGUGAUCUGCGCUAUAUUAAGGACACCAGCGAUGAGCACCACUCGAUGGAUCUGGACAAUCUUCUCCUGAUUGUGGCUCAGACCGGCGUGUAUCUGUAUGGAAUGUUUAGCAUCCUGGGCAGUUACUUUGCCAAAUGGGACACAGUGCCGGAUCGCGUCGAGGGAAUUAUAGCAGAGGUGUUUGGUGUGGUCCAGACUUCACUGCAGACCAUGUUCAUCCUUCAUGCCAGUCACCGGCGAUGCAAAGGUGCCAAGCAGGUGCGAAGGAAGCCGGGCAGGGAGAUCAUCACAUUCCUCCUGGUGGCCAACAUUGCCAUUUGGUUUGUGAAUACGCUGAUCAAGGGACGAGCAGUGUUCCGUGAGACUCACCUGGAGUUCUUCGGAGUCUGGGGCUGGACCAUCAUUACUCACAUCUCCAUGCCGCUGGCCAUCUUCUAUCGAUUCCACUCCACGAUUUGCCUGUUUGAAGUCUGGAAAAUCACAUACAAGGCCAAGGCGCAUUAGGACUUGAAUAAUUCCCUUGAUAAGUUGUCAAUUCCUGUCUUGUUUAAGUUAAUUUAAAUUCCGAACAAUGUAGUUUUGUGCAUUAGUUAAUUUAUUUUUAAGAACGAAAACCAGUCGACA
This is a messenger RNA of Drosophila serrata, 2623 nucleotides long. It is a transcript of the gene OtopLb, whose product is annotated as Otopetrin-like b. Gene Ontology annotation, molecular function: proton channel activity. Gene Ontology annotation, biological process: proton transmembrane transport. Gene Ontology annotation, cellular component: membrane. The record is from RefSeq and is a predicted model, not a curated record. Lineage: Eukaryota; Metazoa; Arthropoda; Insecta; Diptera; Drosophilidae.